AUGCAAGCAAUCACUCAAUUAUCCAGAACAACGUUCGUUGGCAGUAUUUCACGUACCCGGCUAUUCACGACACUUUCUCCCAUAUAUGCCGUUGCUUCAGGAAAGAAGGGAAUUGCACAAUCAGCUAAGGCAUCGGCGUCCGCAAAGAAAACAAAACAAACGAAAGAGAAACCCCUUAGCUUGCUUCAACAAAAGAGAUUGGAAAAACCCAAACUUCCAGUUACUAGUUACGCCCUAUUUUUGAAAGACCGAUUUGCUGCUGCCAAGAGUAAUUCUAGUGAAAAGCUUGAUCUUGUUGGCCUCAGCAAAAAGUUCUCCGAGGAAUGGCGAUCAAUCGAUGAUGCUACCAAGAGUAAGUACAAAGCCCAGUAUGACGCCAAUUUAAAAGAGUAUGAAACAGCCAAAGAGGCAUUUUACAAAAAAUAUCCCAAAAGACCCGCUUCCAAGUAUGCCCAGUUUGUCAAAGAAGGCUUUGAAGAUGCUUAUCUACAGACAGGCAGUGCCACUGACGCAAUCAAAGAGCUCGCUCGCAGAUGGAAGAACUCUCGUUGA
This is a messenger RNA of Komagataella phaffii GS115, 552 nucleotides long. RefSeq lists its product as hypothetical. Lineage: Eukaryota; Fungi; Ascomycota; Pichiomycetes; Pichiales; Pichiaceae. The transcript has a single exon. Gene Ontology annotation, molecular function: transcription cis-regulatory region binding. Bases 1 to 552 code for a protein of 183 amino acids. The record is from RefSeq and is a predicted model, not a curated record.